AUGUCUGACGACAACACUCGUCGCCACUGGCACGGAAACCCCGGCGACCGUCACGAGCACCUCAAUGUCUGGAUGAAUGGCGGCGCUAAGAGUCCGAGUGGUCGCGCUGCAUGGGCAAUGCCGGGCACCGACAGAAGAGAUUCCAACACCUCCACCGCCUCAAACGGAAACGGAAAUAAACAGACCGAAGGCACCGCACCUAACCCCCCCGGCCCAGGCGAGCGUCGCCGCAGCUCUGCCGGCUCCUCCAACGGCCUAUUCUCGAACCUGCACUCACAGAAGCGUGAAUCUACAAGCGCGGACAUGGCCACUCGUCGCGCGAGCUGGAAUGAGCAGGCUGCUAAGGGGGGUAUGUUCUCGAAGUGGUGGGAGGAAUACACUCGGGGUACUGGUAGCAAGUAA
Molecule: messenger RNA, 402 nt
Organism: Penicillium digitatum Pd1
Lineage: Eukaryota; Fungi; Ascomycota; Eurotiomycetes; Eurotiales; Aspergillaceae
Source: RefSeq, a predicted model, not a curated record